This is a messenger RNA of Humulus lupulus (European hop), 1457 nucleotides long. Its product is annotated as protein FAR1-RELATED SEQUENCE 7-like. The record is from RefSeq and is a predicted model, not a curated record. The transcript has 3 exons. Gene Ontology annotation, molecular function: zinc ion binding. Gene Ontology annotation, biological process: regulation of DNA-templated transcription. The coding region runs from base 312 to 1457 and encodes 381 amino acids. NCBI's taxonomy places the organism in Eukaryota, Viridiplantae, Streptophyta, Magnoliopsida, Rosales, Cannabaceae.
UCACAUGCAGCAAUAUCCAAGCCUGCAAUAGAGAAAAGAUUUAUGGUUUUCGUGGAACAGAUAAACGAGAUGUUAAUGUGAAACGCCAUCGUGCUGAAAUAAGGUUUGGUUGUCUAGCCCAGAUAAAAAUAAAUUCUAGUCAAACAGGAAAAUAUAAAGUUGUUGAAUUUAUAGAAGAGCAUAGUCAUGUGACUUCAAGUCCUACCAAGAGUCAUUUGCAUCGAUCCCAAAGGAAAUUAACUGCUGCCCAAGCAGUUGAAAUUGAAUUGGCUGAGGAUUCUGGAAUUGCUCCUAAGGCUAGUUUAGAACUCAUGGUUAGGAGAGCUGGUGGGCGUGAGAAUCUUGGAUUUACUCUUGAUGAUUGUCGGAAUUAUAUACGCACAAAAAGAACAAUCCAAAUGAGAACAGGAUAUACAGGCGGGGUUCUUGAAUAUCUUCAGCGUAUGAAGUCAGAAGAUCCUAAUUUUUUUUAUGCUUUGCAAGCAGACAAUGAUGAUUUGAUAACUAAUAUUUUUUGGGCAGAUGCAAAAAUGAUGGAAUCGUUUUCUCACUUUGGUGAUGUUGUUUGCUUUGACACAACUUAUAGAAAAAAUCAUGAUUGUAGGCCUUUUGCAAUGUUUGUUGGGGUAAACCAUCAUAAACAAACCACUUUAUUCGGUGUAGCAUUACUAUAUGAUGAAACUUGCGAAACUUUUAUAUGGUUAUUUGAUACAUUUUCAGAAGCAAUGUUGGGAAAAAAGCCAAAAACCAUUCUUACAGAUCAAAAUACAGCAAUGGCAAAUGCCUUAGAAUCACAAUGGCCGGAAACUUAUCAUCGUCUAUGUAUUUGGCAUAUCUAUCAAAAUGCAACAAAACACCUUAGUAGUAGUGUUUUUAAAAAAUUUCGUCAAUUUGCAACAGAUUUUGGUGACUGUAUAUAUGAAUUCGAGGAAGAAGAUGAAUUCAUUGAAGCUUGGAAGAAUAUGCUUGAAAGAUAUAAUCUCAAAGAUAACGAUUGGUUGGAACGAAUGUUCAAAUUAAAAGAGAAAUGGGCUUUGGUAUAUGGUAGAGAUAGUUUUUGUGCAAAUAUGACAACUACUCAACGGAGUGAGAGUAUGAAUAAUGUUUUGAAACAUUAUGUUAGCUACCAACAUAGUAUGUUGCGAUUUUUUCAACAUUUUGAAAGGUUGGUUGAUGAUCGUCGUUAUGAAGAGUCCAAAGCAGACUUCAAAACAACUCAACUUAACCAUGACUCAUCAAAUGACACAGUGACAUGUAGUUGCAAGAAGUUUGAGUUUGCUGGAAUAUUGUGCUCACAUAUUCUUAAGGUUUUUUCUUCCCGUAAUAUAGGAAAAAUUCCUUCUCAAUACAUUUUGAAAAGAUGGACAAAGUAUGCCAAGACAGGCACUAUAACUUUUAGAUAUGAAAAUACACAUCUUGAUGAUCCUAAAACAUGCAUGGCAAGACGUUACAAAUAG